AUGACCAGGAGCGACACAGGUAAUAGUAGUAGUUGUAUUAGUAAUAGUAGUAAUAGCAGUAGCAAUAGUAGUAUUAAUAGUAGUAGUAAUAGUAAUAGUAGCAAUAGCUUUAGUAGCGAUAGCAGGAGCGAUAAUAUUGAUAAUGAUAGAGUAGAAAUACGCAAAAUUGUCAAGAAUGUACAAAAAGGCUAUAUUAUAUGGCACAUUCCCCUCCUCUAUGAUCGAGUGACUAGUGUCAGCUUAUCGUUAGAAAAAGCGACGGCGACGAUAACGGCAGAGAUAGACUAUAACGAACGGCGAAAACGGCGCGAAGGCUACACGUUUUGCGGCCUGGUAAAGGAAGAGGAAGAUAAUCGUCAGCUUGGGGAGCGACUAAUUCACGCUACGUUACUUCAUGUCAGAUCUAACAGGAUCUCAGCCAUUCAAAUCUCGAUGGACGGAUCGCGUGGAAACGAUAGAUUGGAGAAAAGCAUAAAUAUACACGCGUAUGUGCAUCAGGAAGAACGGUGACUUCAACAGUCGGCGAUGUCUGAUUACCCCUCCAGUUUUGUCGUACGACCCAAGAUGUCGCCAUUUUGGCAUUUUAAAGUGGCCGUAUGAUCGUAUUUUUACCAAUAUAGAUCAACUUUAAUCUCGAUUUAACUAGUCUACUAAGUCUGCUUUUAGUUUUA
Messenger RNA from Pogonomyrmex barbatus (red harvester ant), 671 nucleotides. RefSeq lists its product as uncharacterized. The record is from RefSeq and is a predicted model, not a curated record. NCBI's taxonomy places the organism in Eukaryota, Metazoa, Arthropoda, Insecta, Hymenoptera, Formicidae.